AUGCUGCUUCGGUACGCUCUCAUCAUCGCCGCUGAGAUGGGUAAGGCCAGUCGAUCGCGGUCUGAGACCUUGAAGGCCAUGUGCGCACUGGAGGCUGAGAAGAGGAUGGGUCUUACUGGAACUCCCCUCGAAAAUGAUUACGACGAGGUUCAAACCCUCAUGAAAUGGCUAAGGAUCCAACCCUGGAACGACAUCAAAGUAUUUAAUGACUACUUCGUCACCAAGAAGCCGAAGAAGACCAAGGCGAAGACCCUCAGGGGCAUAAGAAACGCGAUCCUCUCCACGAGCCUACGGGCCUGCUUCUUCCCUCUCGCAAUCGACGACACCUUCAAUGGAGGUCGCCUCGUUGAAUUCUCGCGACACAGCGUGAGAAACACGAGAUUGACACUACCGACGGCCGAGGCGGCGCACAAGAAAGAGACAAGACCCAUUUGGGGUAAGCAGAAGGGGGGGAAGGACAGAGAGCGGUGGUCCGACAAACUCCGUGUCUGGGCCCUGCCAGAGGUCCUCAAAGCACGCAUGAAGGUCGUUCACCCAGGAGUGGCCGCCGGGGUGUGGACGCCAGGACGGUCUCCAUCUUCCGUAUCCAUCCAGACGGCCGGUGGGGGCUUGGAGCUGGUAGAUACUGUCAGGCUAUCUCUUGCGCAAGAGCUUUGGGACGAUGGGGAAGGAGCGAACCUUGCCAAAGAUUCUGAGAGCAAGGAUGAAUAUGGGGGUGCGAAAGACUUUGAGAGGCUCGGCCUUGACUUAGAGGCGACCAUGGGUCUGGCUCACGAGAACAUCUUCCUAGAUAUGAGCCACAAGCAGGCGCGACAGCGUCUCUUGGAUGAAACCAAGGACGACUGGAGCUCUGCACGCAUCAACAUGCUGACGCAGCAACUCGUCCCCAUUCAUGAUCUCGACUUUGUGGAGUGGGAGAGCCUUACCAAAGGGGAGGCCUACAUCGACAUGACCGCGAAAGAGUCCCGCAAGCAACUGCUGAAGGAGACAGAGAAUGAUUGGCACUCCACACGAAUUGACAAGCUGAUCGAGCAGAUUUUCAUCCUGCACGAGCCCAAGAGCGAGGGGAAAAUCAUCAACACUGAUGAAUUUCUCCAGACUCUAGACGUUGUGUCCAACGCCUUAAAAGCAACGGGCAUCGAAUUCCUCGAAUUCAACGGCCACAUGAGCUUGAAGGAGAGGGACGCUAUGCGCGAGUGA
Alternaria infectoria is the source of this 1200-nucleotide messenger RNA. RefSeq lists its product as uncharacterized. Lineage: Eukaryota; Fungi; Ascomycota; Dothideomycetes; Pleosporales; Pleosporaceae. The transcript is spliced from 3 exons. The record is from RefSeq and is a predicted model, not a curated record. Gene Ontology annotation, molecular function: ATP binding; ATP-dependent chromatin remodeler activity. The coding region runs from base 1 to 1200 and encodes 399 amino acids.